Molecule: messenger RNA, 2475 nt
Organism: Suncus etruscus (white-toothed pygmy shrew)
Lineage: Eukaryota; Metazoa; Chordata; Mammalia; Eulipotyphla; Soricidae
Gene: C2CD2
Product: C2 calcium dependent domain containing 2
Exons: 14
Coding region: 124-2235 (703 amino acids)
Source: RefSeq, a predicted model, not a curated record
UCGCCUCCGAUCGCCCGCCCGGCACUGUCCACCCCGCGUGUCUCCAAGCCCGGCCUGUCCACGCGCUUCGGGGCGCGGGUGCCAUGUCCUGAGCGUCCCCCAGCCCGGCUAUGCGCCAUCGCCAUGGCCCUCCUGGGCGCGUGGCUCUCGGACGCGCAGUGGCCGCUCCUGGUGUCCCUCUUCGUCGUGGCCCUGGGCACCGUGGGCCUGUACCUGGCGCAGUGGGCGCUGGCCAGGGAGCGGAGCCACGAACAGCCCGGAGAGGGGCCGCCCCUCUCGACCGAGCCCCAGCCGGAGCCCGAGCCUGAUGCCCUGCUCGCCUGGAUCCUGUCGCGCAAGAGCUGGAGGAGCCAGUGGCAGGCCGCCUGGGUGCGUGCCCUGAACCAGGAGGCCAGGAGAAGAGGGGGCCCCCUGGACCUCAGCUUCGAGGAGGACCCCCAGGAGCGGCUGCUGGAGCUGGCACUGCAGCGAGUGUCCAUCGAGGCCAAGUCAGCGCAGGAGAAGGUGCUGUCCUGCCUGGUGGUCGGAGAGACCCUGCAGUUCGCAGCCAGCAAGGCCCCCACCCCAGCCGACGCGGGUCCCCAGCUGUAUGACGUGCGGCUGUCACCACUCCGCCUGCAGCUGGAGCUGCAGGUGACGGAAAAGCAGGAAGACAUCGCGGUGAGCUGGACCUUCCUCUGCACCCCCGAGAUGGCGGUCACCGUGCAGCCCUCGGCCCCUGGUGAGGUCUGUGCUGGGGAGACUGAGGUCGUGUGCACGCACCUGAGGAAUCUACUGAGGCAGCUGGUGGGGUCUGUCUCCCCGUCCCUGGUGCUGAGCAUUACGCCCAUGGAUGCCCGUAGAGUCCAGAACCGACUGCAGACGCCCCUGCCCUCUGUGGCCCCUGAAUCCUGCCCCCCGAAGCCCCCCAGGGCCCACGAGUUGAAACUGCAGGUGAAGAAAGUCUGUGCCACGCUGCUCCCGGCUCCUCCGGAAGGUGGCCUCAGCCCACGGUGCGUCCUUCGACUCAACGACCCCUCCCAGAAAUUCUCCAGCACCCUCGCCCGCAACACCAGCAACCUCGCGUGGGAGGAAGAAUUCACCUUUGAGCUGAAUGCCAAAUCCAAGGAGCUGGGCCUGGAGAUCUCAGAGGAUGGCUGGUCCUCAGAAGCCCUGCUGGCGGCCACCACCAUCCCCCUGGACUUAUUUAAGAAACAGCCUUCGGGACCCCAGAGCUUCACGCUGACCUCCCCGGACGGUGCCACCCUGGGCUCGGUGACUGCAGAGUUUUCCUAUGUAGAACCCGGUGAGGCCAAGUCCUGGGCCUCCCCUCUGCCCGUGCCCAUGCCCAUGCCCGCGGCCACGGUGGAGAAGGACCGUACGGUGAUGCCCUGCGGCACGGUGGUCACCACGGUCACCGCAGUGAAGACCAAGCCCCGCUUCGACGCAGGCAGCGCGACCCCGCAGAGCUCCGCCUCUCCCCUGAGGACGCCCAUCAAGGUCAAGGUGUUGGAGAAGGACAUCUCAGUCCAGGCCCUGAGCUGCCACCACGCGCCCGUCAGCAAGACGCUGUCCUCGUCAGACACGGAGCUGCUGGUGCUGGGCAGCUCCGACCCUGUGGCCGAGGUGGCCAUCCGCCAGCUCAGCGAGUCAUCCCGGCUGAAGCUCAGGUCCCCGCGCAAGAAGAGCACCCUCAUUAUCUCAGGCGUCUCCAAGACGUCUCUCUCCCAGGAUAGCGAGGCCGCCCUCAUGCUGGACUACGCAGCGUCCAUGGACCGUGCCCGCCACGACCCCUCGCCCUCGCCCCCGGGGGACGUCACAGUCCAGGACCCGCUUGAGGGGGUCGCGGCAGCCCCAGCCCCACCAUCACCCGAGGUCUCCGAGAACCCCGACAUCAAGCCUGACUCCUGGCACCCCGAGAAGGAGACGUUGGCAGCAGCCUGGGAUGGCCCAGAUUCCCUGGAGCCUGAGGGGGACGCGCUGUCAGAAAAUUCCCUGAGCGUCUCAGAGCCAGAGGCCCCCAAAAAGCAUAAAGGAGGGAUCCUCAGGAAAAGCGCCAAGCUCUUCUUCCGUCGGCGCCACGCGCACCGGGAGCCGGGCCUGAGCCAGUCCCACAACGACCUGGCGGCCCUGAAGACCCCCGAGGGCACCCGCAGAAAAGGGGCCACCCUGGGCCGCAUCCUCAACCGGAAGCUGCUCUCCAGGCAUAAAAACAAGAGCGUCGCGAAUGGCACCUCAGCGGACCCCUGCGCCUAGCCCGGGCCUUGUGGUCUGGACUCAAGAACCUUCUCAAAAGGACAGGUUGGGGGACUCCAUGCUGACGAGUUCAUGUGUGAACCCUCCUCUGCACCCCCACUGUGAGCCCGUGGGUCCCCCGCAUUCUCUCCUGGGACAGAGAUGGGGACACUUGGUGGGGUUGGGGCAAAAGACAGGAGAAUGCACAGACCCCUCGCUGUGACCUGAACCUGCAAACACUACAGCGGUCUCUGCUCUGCA